Molecule: messenger RNA, 3149 nt
Organism: Hemiscyllium ocellatum (epaulette shark)
Lineage: Eukaryota; Metazoa; Chordata; Chondrichthyes; Orectolobiformes; Hemiscylliidae
Gene: radx
Product: RPA1 related single stranded DNA binding protein
Exons: 17
Coding region: 171-2912 (913 amino acids)
Biological process (GO): regulation of DNA repair
Cellular component (GO): replication fork
Molecular function (GO): single-stranded DNA binding
Source: RefSeq, a predicted model, not a curated record
ACAGCCAUUGGCUCAGGCUCUGUCCUCUCAGGCAGUUUCGUUGGUAUAGGUUCCACUGUCAGUUCCGCCAUUCUGUCAAAAACAAAUCCAGCGACUGAGAGCGUCAUUCCAUGAAGACAGCCACAAGAUUCAAUGUUGGAAUUGUUUAGGAACUGUCACAGCACAUUGUGAUGUUGGCUGAGUUGGGAGACAGUUCUACCCCCAGUGUUCGCUUCGAAGGUGGUGCAGAGGAAAGGGACAAAUCUGCACUUGUCUCACUUCUGGAGCAGCUUACAACUUCCACCGCCUUGUAUCCCGUAUUUCCCGACACCUCCAAACUUCUGGUUGUUGUGAGCAUCCAGCGAUACCUGCGAGGCCCUGGGAAUGAGGAGAGAUCCCGAUCGGCUUCCAGUUACCUUUUUGACGUGACAGUGACUGAUGGGAUUGCUCACGUGAAGUGUCACUUGGCUCCUGCCCUGAAUUCCCUGGUUCACCGGAACUGUCUGAGAGCGGGCCGUGGAAUCCACAUCACCCGCUGCAACCUGGUGCAGGAUGAGAAAAGGCUGAACCGGUGCUUCCUGCAGAUUGAGGCACUGGAGCUGGCAGCUGCACAGUGCGAUCCCAGUUUGAGUAUCCCCUCUCUGAGCAUCGAGCCCCUCCGCAGCCUGACGACGUCCCAGAGGGGAAGGGAUCUUCUGAGGACUUUGCAGACAGAAACCCCCUUGAGAGUGGGACGGCUUCAUUAUUUACCCUUGUGGAAUAACAAUGACCCAUGUGGCAGAGAAUGGAUUGGCUCCAAGACUCCACCAUUUCUAAAUGUCCCACUUGAAGGCUUCGGACUCAUUUCCCUCCAAGACCUGUCAAUGACCUGGAGAACGAAUGUUGGAUUUCCACGUCUUCUGGUGCGAAUAAUGCACAAGUCCAGGCUACGCUAUUAUGGACGACCCCAAACAAAGGUGGACUUUCCAUAUCAGGCCUACUUUGAAGUAGCUGAUCAGUCGGGUAUGAUGCCUCUGGUUUUGUGGAACUCUCUGUGCCCUGAAUGGUACCAGUCCCUGCACGUUGGCACAGUUCUCCUGCUGCACCGGUACUCAGUUAAACACAGUUACCAGAUGAGAACCUGGGCCACUCCACGUGACCCACAGAUAAAGAGUCUUAGAACCAUAGAGAUCUGCCUGAAUCCGCGAGACCCUCGUGCUGAAAUCCAGAUCGUGCCACAUCAGCAAGUCAAAGCAGAGUGGAGGUUACCUGACAUUAAAUACAAUUUUAUCACGAGGCUGGAGCUGGAUCAGUUGCCUGAGGGUUUCACUUGCGAUAUUAUUGGACUUGUCACCUUUGUGGGGAGAUGUCAGCGAAUAAGAAGGGAAGACAGCAGUGAGGAUUUCUACUUGUACCGCUGGGUGCAUGCUGUAGAUGGUAGCACUGAGCAACCUUUUGUCCUGGAACUGUUUGCAACUUCACAGCCAGAAACCUUUCAACAGAUUCAUCCGAUGACUUACUUGGUGUGCACCCAGAUGAGGUUGGUUCGAGAAUUACGACCUGGUGGAGUGAUUACCACUGUUCCCUAUCUCACUACCUCCAAUGAAAGUCAGAUCUCUAUCUCAGGGCAUCACAAAGGCCAGCCAUACACAAAGGACCCCAAAGUCCAGGGCUUCAUCCGGUGGGUAAAAGGGCAGCACGAGAAGGAUGUGAUGAAGAGUUCUGUAAUUGGCGGUUACUAUUCCUUCCCUCCAGCCCCAAAGUUAUUUCAGGAAUACUGUAAAAAUUUGGAUGCUGAGGCUCUCUUGACCUCCACCAGUGAACUGAAGAAGGAGAUUGAAAGUCUGCACUAUAAAGAGCACAAGAGGUUUAUCCUUCAGGGAACCAUCGUUGCUGUUCAAUACAUCUGUCUCUCAGAUCCUGCUGUGAGACUGGGAGCAGUGCCCAUUCAGGAGGUUGAUGCUUUCGGGGCCUCGACUUCGCACCCAGUCAGAUGUCUGCACAGCCCAGAGAAAGACACAAGAGUCAUCCGGCAAACAGAGCAGCUUCGUGUAAAUCCAGUGAGGCAUCAUCAGAGACAGUCAACGGCAAUAUUUACCCGCUACUGGUUGAGAAAUAGGUAUCCACUUCGAGACUUGGAGAAGAGUUAUGAUAGCAAAUGCCAAGCCCACAAACCACUCAGGAAGAAGUUGUCAAAUCCACCAACAGACAUGCCAAAGCAGAAGAGGAAGGUGAUCCGACAGAGGGCCCUGUCAUCAAAGAGGCCAGCAACUGCACAAGAUGCUGAGGUCGCAGCCAGCACCAAAGGAUCCUCCCAAGCUGCAGAACAGUCUGUGCCACCCGACGAAGAUGAUGAUGGAAGGUGUGAUACAGGGAUUACAACUGAUGGCAACUCAAAAUAUACGUGGAGAAGCCCUACCUGGUCAGAGAUCAGAGAACACCUGUCAGAGCACUUACACUUUGGCCAGCUUCUUCCCGAGAGCAUUCCACGGAGGUUUGUCUACAAACACCGGGACUUCCUGAUGCAGCAGCAUAACCUUCAGGCUGCAGAGUGCAGUCCCGCUACAGCCGUCUCCAAUAUGGAGCUACAGAGCUUCGCAUCUGCCUGUUGCCAUGGCUAUUACACUGUGACGAUGGUUGGUGUCAACCACCAAGUAGCAGUUGAUGUUGUGUUUCUCCCAGUCAUGAUGAGUCAUAACAGUCAUCGCAUGUUGGGUCUAUCGAUGGAUGUUCAUGAUAACACUGUAGCCUCAGUGAUGACCAGUGGUUACAUUUGUGAUAAACAGACUGCAGAUAAUGACCGGCUGAAACAGAUAUCUUCCUAUCCAGAUCAGAUAAUAAAGACAGCAGCUGACCUGGACAAUACACGUGUCAUCUGUCUCCUUGAUGUGUGCCAUCAUGGUGAGGGCAAGUUUGAAGUGAUUCUACACAAAAUGUAUAGAAUGACUGAAUAAAAUCAUCUAAGACCAUUUUGAGGACUUCAUUUCAACAAUAUGCAUUCCCUUUCCUGGAUUCCAGAAACUGUAUUUACCUUUCCCGCAACUGCCUUAGAAUGACAACCUCAAGUUGAAGACUUCAUAAUAUUUUAUCAUAAAUAUUUUCUGUAGCAGUUUAUUUAAAUUAAACUUUCACCAAUGGGUGUGUACAUAUUCAAAUAAAUCUAUGGAUUAAAUCUGGUCUAGAGUUAACAA